This is a messenger RNA of Lycium barbarum (goji berry), 462 nucleotides long. RefSeq names its product rab escort protein 1-like. The transcript is spliced from 4 exons. The record is from RefSeq and is a predicted model, not a curated record. NCBI's taxonomy places the organism in Eukaryota, Viridiplantae, Streptophyta, Magnoliopsida, Solanales, Solanaceae. The coding region runs from base 1 to 462 and encodes 153 amino acids.
AUGAUUUCCCAAGCUAGCGGGAGUUACAAGGGUGUUUGCUUGGCUUCUGAACAAGAAUUGUUCAGCCACAAGCUGAUUUUAGUUCCAUCUUUUGUGAUUCAAUCACCAUCACCUCAUUCUUCCCCUGAUGCUGGAAAUUUUGGCUCGGGAAAUACAACUGAGAAGCUGGUGAGUAUAUGCAUCUCAAAGCAAUCUUUGAAAUUGGAUAUAGCCAAUUGUCUAGAAUCUUUUCCUCCUAGAUCCAUCAAUGUGCUGUUUCGCGUUCCUGUUUCUGGAAGUUCUGGAAAUAAUAGUUCUGCAGAGUAUCAGGAUGUACUAGAUAACAUCAUUUGUACCCCCAUGCCAGAUGGGAGUCCAUAUUACCAUGAUCUUCUGGGUGCUACAGAAAGAUAUUUCAAGAGCUGUAUUCUGGUGAAGAAUUCUUUCCCAAGUCAACCUCAUCGGAGGAGGGUGCUGACCUAG